GGGGAUGGGAUGACCACUUUCCUGGACGUGGGAAGUAUCUCUGCCGAGAGUGCGGCAGUAUAUUGUAUGAUGCUAAGCAUAAGUUCGAUUGUGGUUGUGGCUGGCCGGGUUUUUAUCGCUCCGCUGAAGAUGCUAUAUUGUCGCUUCAAAGUGAUGAGGAUAAUGUGAGGACUGAAGUAAAGUGUGGCAAAUGUGGCAUACACCUAGGACAUGUUUUCUACAACGAAGGUUUCAAUAAUCCCCCGCCGAAUGAACGACACUGUAUAAACUCGAGUGUUUUGUCUUACUGUGAUGGGGAAAGUGUUCAGGAGGCUACAUACGAUG
Perkinsus marinus ATCC 50983 is the source of this 324-nucleotide messenger RNA. RefSeq names its product Peptide methionine sulfoxide reductase msrB, putative. The record is from RefSeq and is a predicted model, not a curated record. NCBI's taxonomy places the organism in Eukaryota, Perkinsozoa, Perkinsida, Perkinsidae. The transcript is spliced from 3 exons. The annotation marks the transcript as partial. Gene Ontology annotation, biological process: response to oxidative stress; protein repair. Gene Ontology annotation, molecular function: peptide-methionine (R)-S-oxide reductase activity.